AUGGGGCCUGGAGGUUCCUUGUCGCCGCCGCCCUUGACAACUUUACCGAGAGGGAUGAACGUCUACUCACCUGCACACUCGCCACAGAUCCGACAAGAGGGGCCACUCCAAGCAUUCCAUAUCACUUUGGGACAGACAGGGCUCCAUCUCAGAUGUCUAACAGUGAAGCCCGCUACGAUCAGCCUAGCAACGCCAGUUUACGCCAGCCGUCAAGCCGCCGCUACUCACGGAAACGCUAAUGUUAGUAGUACUGCUAAUACCUGGGCGCCAGAAUGGGACCAGAUGGGGAAUGGUUUCAGUUGCCAAUGCCUUGCUGGGGUUACACUUGGAACGCUUCACGCGUUUGGAAUACAGGGACGGCCAUAUGUUCCUCGGUCAAGUCGUCCCCAAUUGUCUGGCUCUAUGUAUUGGCUAGCCGUACGAGGCGUAGCAAUGGGAUUUCUUCGACAAACCAGUAGUAGAAGAUUUUGCGAUAGCAUCGGUCGAGACAGUCUAUGCUUGACCGCUUCUAUUUCGUCACUCAUGGUUUUGGGUCAGCAAAGCUCACACCUCAUGUCUGAGAGGCUAAAGCAGGGAGGAAACGGUCUAGCUCACCAAGGAGAGUACUACUACAUGGCGUACGCCCUUUGA
Trichoderma asperellum CBS 433.97 is the source of this 630-nucleotide messenger RNA. The record is from RefSeq and is a predicted model, not a curated record. Lineage: Eukaryota; Fungi; Ascomycota; Sordariomycetes; Hypocreales; Hypocreaceae.